GAGCAACCGCCAUCAUCGAACUCCAACCAUGCAUUUGAUGUAUACCCUUGACGAGAACGGCAACAGGGUUUAUACCCUCAAAAAAUUGACCGACAAGGGUAGUAUCACUAAAUCAGCGCACCCAGCGCGAUUUUCGCCUGAUGACAAGUACUCGCGACAUCGCGUCACCAUCAAAAAACGCUAUGGCGUGCUCCCAACCCAGUUGCCUUCUAAACCCAUGUAAGGCGGCGAACAUGGAUACUGGCGCCAACAUCUGCUUUGGGCCGGUCUCUUCGUGGGCUGAUGUCUUGUUGGUCAGCAGCCUGUAAGUUAGAUUCGGUGCUCAGACCAUUCCGAAUUUGUUCCAACUGCUUGCGGUGUAAAACAUUACUUCCAAUUCGUUACAAGGCUAUUUCGCAUUCUUAUUUCUGUUCCAUUUGCGGGAACACGCUUGGUGGUUUACGAAGGCUCCGCUCUGUCCAGAUGCACCAAAAGGCGGCAACUCCCGAAGAACAUUGCAGUAUGCAGUUUCGUGCAGCCCUGUGCAACCCCCUUUUUCCAGGCACGUUAAUUCUGAG
Molecule: messenger RNA, 557 nt
Organism: Pisolithus orientalis
Lineage: Eukaryota; Fungi; Basidiomycota; Agaricomycetes; Boletales; Pisolithaceae
Product: Nop10p-domain-containing protein
Exons: 4
Coding region: 29-223 (64 amino acids)
Biological process (GO): positive regulation of telomerase RNA localization to Cajal body; ribosome biogenesis; snRNA pseudouridine synthesis
Cellular component (GO): box H/ACA snoRNP complex; box H/ACA telomerase RNP complex
Molecular function (GO): box H/ACA snoRNA binding; telomerase RNA binding
Source: RefSeq, a predicted model, not a curated record